Molecule: messenger RNA, 711 nt
Organism: Drosophila innubila
Lineage: Eukaryota; Metazoa; Arthropoda; Insecta; Diptera; Drosophilidae
Product: histone H3.3A
Exons: 2
Coding region: 105-515 (136 amino acids)
Cellular component (GO): nucleosome
Molecular function (GO): structural constituent of chromatin; protein heterodimerization activity; DNA binding
Source: RefSeq, a predicted model, not a curated record
CAUUCAUUGAAAAGUUAUCGUACAGUUCGGACGUCACUUUGUCUGAGAAAGAAAAAUUUGCUGUAAUUGUUGAAGUUGUGAAAAAAGAAUUUUGUGCUUAAAAAAUGGCCCGUACCAAGCAAACUGCGCGUAAAUCGACUGGAGGAAAAGCGCCUCGCAAGCAAUUGGCCACCAAGGCAGCCCGUAAAUCGGCACCAUCCACUGGCGGUGUGAAGAAACCCCAUCGCUAUCGCCCUGGUACCGUGGCACUGAGAGAAAUUCGUCGCUACCAAAAGUCCACUGAAUUGCUCAUCCGUAAGCUGCCUUUCCAGCGCUUGGUGCGUGAAAUUGCCCAGGAUUUCAAGACCGAUUUGCGUUUCCAGUCGGCCGCUAUCGGAGCAUUGCAGGAAGCAUCCGAGGCCUAUUUGGUAGGUCUAUUCGAAGAUACAAAUUUGUGCGCUAUCCAUGCCAAGCGUGUUACCAUCAUGCCCAAGGAUAUCCAGCUGGCCAGACGUAUCCGUGGUGAACGCGCCUAAACGACGUGUCCGCCAUCUUUAAUUAGAAAAGCAGCAACAGACGGCCGAACAACAUCGAGAAAAGCAGCGACGUCGGCGUCGUUAAUCGCAGCUGCUGCGGCCGCUUAGCCUUAAGUUUCAUAAGAUUUAUCGUACUUUAUAUACUUAAAAUAUAAGUAAAGGAAGAAGAAAAAAUACAUAUACAUACAUAUGCGAA